AUGGCUCUUCGACAGCGGGUAUUACCCGCCCUGCGGAUGCUGCCAUGUAGGCAGGUUCGGGCAUUUGGGUUCUCCAGCGCCCCUGGGAACACUGCACCGACGCAGGAUUACAUACCCAUGCCCUACAUCGAAGAGACGUCGGCCGCCGGCCGAAAGACAUGGGACAUAUUCUCCAAGUUGCUGCAGGAACGCAUCGUCUGUCUAAAUGGCGAAAUCAACGACUACAUGUCUGCUUCUAUUGUCGCGCAGCUACUCUGGCUCGAGUCGGACACGCCCGAAAAGCCGAUCACCAUGUACAUUAACUCGCCGGGCGGGUCUGUCACGUCAGGCAUGGCCAUUUACGACACCAUGACAUACAUUAAAUCGCCCGUCUCGACCGUUUGCGUGGGCGGCGCCGCUUCCAUGGCCGCGAUCCUGCUUGCAGGUGGCGAGGCGGGACAGCGGUACGCGCUGCCGCACAGCUCCAUCAUGAUUCACCAGCCUUUGGGCGGCACGCGCGGCCAGGCGUCCGACAUUCUCAUCUAUGCGAACCAGAUCCAGCGGAUACGCGAGCAGUCCAACAAGAUCAUGCAGCACCACCUCAAUAAAGCCAAGGGCUACGACAAGUACAGUAUUGACGAAGUUAACGAUAUGAUGGAACGCGACAAAUACCUGAGCGUGGCGGAGGCGCUCGACCUCGGGGUCAUUGACGAGAUUCUGACCAAAAGGGCAGACAAGGACCCGAAGAAGGAGGAAGCGUCGGCGUCGCCAGCUGGCCAGGACUCGCGUUGA
Purpureocillium lilacinum is the source of this 771-nucleotide messenger RNA. RefSeq lists its product as uncharacterized. The record is from RefSeq and is a predicted model, not a curated record. NCBI's taxonomy places the organism in Eukaryota, Fungi, Ascomycota, Sordariomycetes, Hypocreales, Ophiocordycipitaceae. Gene Ontology annotation, cellular component: endopeptidase Clp complex. Gene Ontology annotation, biological process: protein quality control for misfolded or incompletely synthesized proteins. Gene Ontology annotation, molecular function: serine-type endopeptidase activity; ATPase binding; ATP-dependent peptidase activity.